Guillardia theta CCMP2712 is the source of this 1740-nucleotide messenger RNA. RefSeq lists its product as hypothetical. NCBI's taxonomy places the organism in Eukaryota, Cryptophyceae, Pyrenomonadales, Geminigeraceae. The transcript is spliced from 16 exons. The record is from RefSeq and is a predicted model, not a curated record. Gene Ontology annotation, molecular function: protein binding. Bases 1 to 1560 code for a protein of 519 amino acids.
AUGGCGUGGGGUGCGAUGGCUAAGGAGGAGGCGACGAAGAUGCUGGUGAUCUGCUAUGGCAUGGCGAUGAUAGGAUGCAGCAUGGCCUGGGCUCCUGCUCCUUCCUGUUUCCUAGCUACCAGGCACACUCUUGGAUCCAUGAAGAGCCUGGGUUCACCCAUUCGCAACGUCGGACGAUCGUGCCUGGCGAGAUCAGCGAAACCCAGCGUAGUCGGGCUUGCAAUGCGCUGGACAGAGGAGGAGAGGAUGCAAAGAGAAGCUGCAAGACUGGAAAGAGAGGAGAAGAUCAGGAAGGAGAGAGAAGAGCGGCAGAGACUACUGGCAGAGAUGGACCAGGAAUUUUCGCAACAGAAGGCUACCACGCCGUCGAACUUGGCCGGCUCAGGAAAGGAAGGGUUUGCCAUUCAGGAUGGAAACUAUGGCGAGAACGCGAAGGGCCUCUUUGGCUGGGCGAACAACAACCCCUCUAGCAAGAACGCCAUUUACGAUACAGAAUUCAUCAAUAGCGCUGCUGGGGGAGGAAAUGUCGGAGAGAUGAUGAUCGCACUUCGUGGAAAGGGGAAGACUGCAGAAAGCCGGGAGACGACGAUUCCUGGCAAGAACGGCAACGCCCUGAAGAUUUACUACAGACAGAUGGGCGAUGUUGAGAACAGCAGACUCAGCCCCGUGCUGAUGGUUCACGGGAUCUUGGAUCACAGUUGGUCGUGGAGGGAAUUGAUGAACAAAGUUUCAUCGCAGGGUCAACCGUGUCUUGCGCUCGACAUGCCAGGAUCUGGUUACUCUGCCUGGCCGCAGCCAGGGUUUGACUUUGAAUGGAGCGAGAAGGAUAUCAAGCAAGUUUUCAGCAGCUUUCUUGAUGCCGUAAAUGUUCCACGAGUUACCCUUGUUGUUCAAGGUUUCGUGUACAGCCAGUAUGCUCUUCUGUGGGCGUUCGAAAACCCGGACAGGAUUGACAAGAUUGUUGUGCUCAACACCCCGAUCAAGACCGGAACCAAACUUCCCUUUGAGCUGCAGCAGUACAAGCUUCCCUUCGUCUCCUCCUUCGUCGCUCAGGACGCCAUGAGAGCUGAGAGGUUCCUUGAGGCCGGCAGCGCCUACGCCAUGGACGUCGCUGAUGCUGAUCGUUAUCGCGAACCCUUCCUUGAAAGCAUGAUGCCGGGAUUGGCUGUAGUUGAUGCCAUGAAGCGCUACGACCAUGACGCUAUCCUCUCCCGCGUCACCAAGAUGGCGAGCUCGAGCAAGCUGCCCGUGUUGGUGGCCUGGGGAACCAACGACAAGUACCUCAGCUCGGAGGAGGCGAACAGCUGGGCAGAGGAGACCGGGAAGACGUUCAAGGCCGUCCCAGGGAGCGCAGGGUUUCAAGUGCAGAUGGACUACCCUGAAUCCGUCUAUGACACGAUUCGCGGAUUCAUCUCUUCCCCUUCCUCCGCCCCUCCCCAAGCUUCCGCCGCCGCCGCCCUUCCGGCAGGAUGGCAGAUGUUCAAGGACGAGGCCACCGGAAGAGACUACUACUACAACGCCAACACGCAGGCUACUCAGUGGGAUCGCCCCCAGAACUGAGGAGACCAGGCGGUCGAGAACUUGAAAGCGGUCGAGAACUUGAAAGGCGGUCGAGAACUUAGAGUUCUCCGUGGCAGUUAGGCAGCAAGUUGACUUGCGACCGGCCGGCGGCUGAUUUGAAAAAUUGAACAUGAAAAAGCCAUCAAGCUUAAUGGCAUGUUAAAGUUACAUUUCACCGUG